UAAGACUUUAGGAUUUUAGAUAUCAAAAACUGGUGCCAGUGAAUGGUUUUAAUACACAGAUGAAGGGAUAACAGAAAACAUAAUGUGAACAUAGUUCAGCUUUUAAUACUUACUGGACACUUGCUUUUGUAACAUAUUUCACACUGUAGGUCUGAGCACACAGUGCUUUUAAGCACUUCAUUAACCUACUCAAAGUAAGAUCACUCAUGUAUACUGUAUACCAUGUGAGGAUUGAGAAUUUACUGUAACCCAUGUGAGGAUUGAGGAUGGACAUUUGAACCGGCCCUUUUAUGUUUUGCUGCCGCUGUUGGUGCCCGGGCACCUUUUCAUUUUGCACUUUAUGGCUGACGCUGUAGGUCUUAGCUGUGAUUGAGAUUGGCUGUGAGAUGUGAUUGGUUGGAACAGAGGGGAGGCAUUGUUCAGGACAACUGUUAGGGUGGAUAAAGCAGUGAGGAGGGUCCAGUGAUUGGCAGAAACAGGCCUCGACACCAACAGCUGCGUCUAAGAAUGGAGAGAACUGCAGUGACAGAGGGGACCCACAGAUACUAUACAGAGGCUACGGCUAAAUUUAGAUGGAGCCCUAUUUACUGUAUGCUAGUCAUCCGAUAUUUAUAUGUCGUCUGGGUAGUGUAACAUCAUUCUAGUAUUUUCCGAAUGAACAUUUCCCGAUCAAUUUCAGUUGCUUUAUUGAAAGAGUCCAAAUGUAUUCUAACCAAAAAAAAAAUUUAAAUGUCUCUCUGCUUCCACUGGAUUUGUAACCCAGCCUUUGCACUUUGUAAUCAUGUAACACUUAAGGACAUUUAAGGCUUGUUGUAUGCUUGUCUAGAAUAUGCAUCUCCACACAGAAAAUGGCGAAUAAUUAGUCACAGUCAUUUAGCAACCUCUGACCUUUUGAGGCAGAAUGUGACACCUGCAGUGUGGGGCUACACUGGAGGCGCGAACAUGUGUCUUUUUCUGUUACUGCCUGAGAGAGGAGCCUGGGGGUGGGGAGAGUCCGCAGUAGGAUGGCCGCAGCGAGAGAUAUGCUCUGACUGUGCAGACUGGAGGUUGUGAAUGAAGGGGAAAGGAAUCGUUAAAAGAGCCAAAGCAUGUUGGAUUUGUGAUCCUCUGCCCUCUUUGGUGGAUUGGAAUAUUGGCAGCAAGUGAUUGACUGUGGGAGGUGACGUUUGGGAGGACAAACUGCAGGCUAAGAAGUGGAACCAAGGGUGGAACACGUGUGAAGGUCAGCACAGACAUCUGAAAAACAAAGACAAACACAACAGGAAAUAACCAGGAAUUGCUUUCUGGAGUAUGGCUCUGGAAUAAACAAAAAGACACUCUUGAUGCAGAUGACAACGGCCCUGACGUGCCUGAAAUGUGAAGCAUUCAAAAAGACAACUGUCAGUGUGUGCUUCUUCUCCACCACUAGCUACUGGAUUCUACCUACUACAUGCCUUACACUUUUGUGAUACUUUAACUUCUUUUUUUUUUUCCAUGUAACAUACCUCUGGGAGAUUGCUCACUCUGCAGUCACAAGGCCUUUGAAAUUCAAAACUGAUCAACUAUCUGUGCGUUUUGUGAGACCUUUUUGGUGGAAAUUAGGAUAAAACCACUUUCUCCAUUUCAGAAUAUCAAAGGUUCUUGUCAUCUGAAAUACAGAUGUUUCUAUACACUUUCCUGGCGGUCAUAACUGACCUGGCAGCCGGUCUCCUUGGCCAUGUCUCAUUUCGCCGCCAUUUUCAUUUGUUGAUGGCAGGUCUUGUCAUCUUUGGACCUGCACUAAGCAUGUGGGUCUCCCCAUAUAGUGUCUUCGCAAAGAAGACCCAUUUUCUUUACAGAAUGUUUCUGCGGUCAGGAUGGGGAUGGACCUGUGUCCUCGUGGGCUCCUUCGUCUUCCUCCUCUCUUUCUCCGUCCGUCGCUCCAUCACCCUCUCCCUGCGCCACCUCUCACGGCUGGCCGUGGCCGGAGGUCUGUGGCAGGGUUUCCGGAAAGUUCUGAGCGUGCUGGAGAACACCACGGGUAGCUGCUACGAGCUCCUCAACAGCCCCGAGGAGGGUAGCGGGGCUACCCAGCCUCUCUUGGUGCUGCGGGAGGACGCGAGCAAAGCAGCAUGCCUGAACGCUGGCAUGGUGUGGCGCGGGUACGAAGUCUCGGAGGACACCUUCCUGCUGUGCCUGUGCUGCCUGCUGCUGGCCGAGGAGACGGCCGUCUUCGGGCCCUACCUGCGCCUGGGUGGGCCCUCUGGGGGUCCCCUGCGCUUCAUUUUCCUCUUCUGUGUGCUGCUGCUGGGCCUCUGGAUCUUCCUGCUACUCUGCCUCCUGGCCUACUUCCCUCAGUUCCCCACCCAGUUACUAGGAGGUGCCCUGGGUUGCCUGAGCUGGCGGGCACUCUACCAAGGCUGGUACCGGCUAGGACCCAGUUGGUACUGCCCAGGAAGGCCAGGCGUGGGACUGCUGUCCACUGAGAAGAAGAAUGAGGAUGGGAAGCCUGUGGGGCCAGGCCAAGAAAACGAUGCUAAACACAAGUAGAGGCCACUCACACAUGAACCAGUGGUCCACUUCUCUUCUCAAGCCAAUGGUACAAUAAAGCUGCAGUGUCUACUGCAUUUUGAUCUUC
Messenger RNA from Clupea harengus (Atlantic herring), 2596 nucleotides. RefSeq names its product fat storage inducing transmembrane protein 1, like (gene fitm1l). The record is from RefSeq and is a predicted model, not a curated record. Gene Ontology annotation, molecular function: coenzyme A diphosphatase activity. Gene Ontology annotation, biological process: phospholipid biosynthetic process; lipid droplet organization; lipid storage. Gene Ontology annotation, cellular component: endoplasmic reticulum membrane. Lineage: Eukaryota; Metazoa; Chordata; Actinopteri; Clupeiformes; Clupeidae.